AUGUUUUCAUCAAAUACUCAAGAUGAUCAUAAUGUGUCCGAUUUGAGUUCAACAAUAACAAACAUCAAUACAAAAUCUCAAAAAAUUAAUAUUCAUUCGAAUCAAUUGAUAAACGAUGAAAAUGAAAUAAAUAAUUCAUCAUCAAUAUUUGAUACUUCAUUUCCAUAUAUGAAUGAAAAAUCUAAUCUAUUAUUAAAAUUAGAUGAUUUAUGUAUAAAACAAAUAAAAUUAGAAGAAAUAAUAAAUGAUAUUCAAAAAAAUAUAAUUACUCAUGAUUUAAUAGAUAAUUAUAAAAAACAAAUUGAACACUAUGAAAUAAUUUUACCAUACAUGAAUAAUUUAGAAGAAUUCAAAGAUAAAUGGACAUUUUUUCGUUUAUUUAUUUGGCGUUUUUGUUUAGAUAUAUAUAAUUGGAAAUCACUUGCUCAUUCGAUUUAUCAUAUUGACUAUUUAGUCAAUAAUCUAGAUAACUAUCAAAUCAAAGAAUUUAUACAAAAAAAAUUCAAAAUUUUAUUAAAUUCUUUUAUUUUAUUUAUUAAAGAUAUAAUUACUACACAAAUUAAAUCAGAAAAAGGACCGUUAAAAGAUCAGACAACGAAACAAAAUGAAUCAUCAAGAAUUAAUUCACGACCAUAUAUUACUUUUGAACUUGAUGACAUUCGUAAAUAUCAACGACAAGCAUUAUUAAAGUCACCAUAUGGUGCCAUUCCACUUUAUAGAAGACAAGCAUGGGUAGCAGCAGCUAAUCUAUCGCAUGAUCAUUCGUUACAUCUAUUACGUCAUAUGCAAAAUUCACUUCGGAUAAAAAUACAUCAUUUAUUUGGUUAUGAUCCAUCUCAUAUUUGUAAUAGAGAUAAGAAAAAGAAAAUUAAGAAGAAUUCAGUUAUGGAAAUAUUUAAUACAAGUCAAGAUAUAUUAAUUGUUGGUAAUAACAAUAAACUAUAUCGAGGUCGUAUUAAUUCAUGUCAAAUAAUUCCAUUAAAAACUACAAAAGAAAAAAAAUCAAAAAUAAAAACAAAUGUUGAUGAAAAUAAUGAAAUACUGAAAAUUAAUUUCGAUCAACUUGAUCAAACAAAUAAGACAAUAGCUGAUGAACAUUUAUUUGACUAUUUAGAUUGGGAAACACAAUUUAAUGAACAAGAUUUACCAGAUGAACUUUGUGAAGAAUUGUUUCAUCAUUGGAAAUCGAUUAUAUUUGAAGAUCAACCAUGUAUUUGUAAUUCUAAAUCAAAAUCAAUUCUAUCUCAAGAAAAAGAUAAUCAAGAAUAUAGUUUAAUUAAUACUCAAAUUCAUUCAUCAACGUCUUCAUUAAAAGAUAUUUAUGAUGAUCGAUGUAUUUGUAGUGAUUGCUCAUGUAAUUGUGAAAAAUAUGGACAUCACGAAUCUAAAUGUAUUUGUUCACAAUGUUCAUGUACAUGUUUAAAAGACUUUCAAAGUGAAAAUCAAGAUUAUAUGGAAGAUUUAUUUGAAAUUUGUGAACAAAAGAGUCCAUUUUUAUCAACAGAUAAUAAUUCACAAGAUCAUUUAACUAACGAAAUAAAUAUGCAACAAGAAUUUCAAUUAAUUCCGAAUGAUCAAGCAUCAAAUGUAGAAAGAAUUCAAGAAAAUGAUGAAGAAGAUGAAAUAAUAAUAUCUGAUUGUUUUCUUAAUCGAAUUGAUCAAUGGACACAACAAUUCGAUCUAUUUCAAGAUACAUACCGAUCAUGUUUACUACCUGAAGAAAAUAAUUGUUCGACAUUAAACGAUAGUUCUCAGCCUAAAAUAUCAACUCCAAUUGCUUUUCGAUUUAAUAUGAUUUCUAACCCACUUGAAUUAGAUGAUCCUACACUUUUUCGACAACGAAUCCUCGAUCAUCAUCGACAACGCAAAUAA
Rotaria sp. Silwood1 is the source of this 1872-nucleotide messenger RNA. The record is from the annotation of a GenBank genome assembly. Lineage: Eukaryota; Metazoa; Rotifera; Eurotatoria; Philodinida; Philodinidae.